This is a messenger RNA of Phragmites australis (common reed), 2699 nucleotides long. Its product is annotated as probable receptor-like protein kinase At1g49730. The record is from RefSeq and is a predicted model, not a curated record. The transcript is spliced from 9 exons. Bases 259 to 2319 code for a protein of 686 amino acids. Gene Ontology annotation, biological process: protein phosphorylation. NCBI's taxonomy places the organism in Eukaryota, Viridiplantae, Streptophyta, Magnoliopsida, Poales, Poaceae. Gene Ontology annotation, molecular function: ATP binding; protein kinase activity.
CGUAUCCUCGCGUCCGCAUCUGUGCACCCGUGAGCCCAACCCAGACACGAGCAAAGGAAAAGAAAGGAGCCUGCGCCCGGCGAAGGCAAAGCGAAAAAGCGGCAAGCGAAAGAGAGCGGAUCGGGUUGGCGUCGGGUGGCAGCCUGGCAUCCCAUUCCUUCCUCGCCCUCUCCGGCGGCUCGUCCUACUUUUUCCCACCCGCACCUGGCGCACACUCUCCGGCUCGCACUCCACUCCCGCCUCCGCCGCCGCCUCCCGAUGCGGCCGCGCCUCGCGCAGCUCCUCUGCGGCGCCACGCUGCUGCUGCUGCUGGCGGCGCUCCCGCCCCCCGCGGCGAUCGCGGCAGAUUGUCCUUUGGAUUUGAGUUGGCCUAACUACGGACUGAUAGCUUCUGUAUGCUCGGAUCAAAAUGCACACUCAAAGUGUUGCCGUUACAUCAAUGCUAUUCUUACGGUCUCAUCUGCCAUGUAUGCAAAUACAACAGGCACCCUUGGAGUUCCGGCUGAAUUUUCUGAUGUUUGCAUUGCCAAUAUCUCUGAUACAUUGAUGUCGAAAGGGAUACUGCCUAUUGCCGCUUCGUUUUGUGGCCUUGGGAUCAAAAUACAAGUGUCCUAUCAGUGUGCAGGGAUGACUACCAUCCUCCAAAUGUUGCAGUCUCCAAAUUUCAAUGAUGUCACAAGAAGCUGUGCAACUACGCUUUCAGAUAAUGGCACUUGCAAGAGGUGCUUAAACUCUGGUUUGUCAUACCUGCGCCAUCUUGUGGGGGAGCAAGAUAAUGUCACGCUGAAUACCUGCCGUGAUGCUGCUUUUGUUGCAUUUGUGAGUCAAGGGAAUAUAUCUACAGUUGAUACGGCCGGUUGCUUUUUUAGCGUUCAGGGGCUUAGUGCUCUUCAAGUGAACAUCUCUGGGCCGUCCCCAGCUGGACUUCUCGCACCAGAUAUUUCUCCUAGUCCACUUACAGUGCAAGUUCCUGUAGUGCCACCCAAGCACCAUCGCAGUUACAAGCUUGUUCUAUUCCCAGCAAUUGGGGCCUUGGUUACAGGACUAGCAGUUCUACUAAUGAUAGUACUGAUUUUGCUAAUCCGUAGAAAGAGUAAAGAACUCGAAAAGAUUGAAGGAAAUAACCCUCUGGAUGCGUGGAGUUUCUCUUGUGUCAAGAAGGGUCAAGAAGGUAAUUCCACCAUUUUUGGCAGAUUCAGUUACAAAGAAAUGAAGAAGGCUACAAAAAACUUUAGCACGGUUUUAGGAGGAGGUGAAAAUGGUACGAUAUUCAAAGGUCAACUAAAUGAUGGAUCUGUGGUUGCCAUCAGACGCAUUGAGAGUUCGCCAAAACAAAGUCAGCACGAAUUUUGUAAGGAAAUGGAAUUUCUUGGGCGGUUGCAUCAUCGACAUCUUGUUGGACUAAAAGGCUUUUGUUUAACAAGAUUUGAGAGGUUCCAGGUGCAUGAAUACAUGGAAAAUGGAAGCCUUAAAGAUCACCUACAUUCAUCAGGUAAACAUCUGCUGCCAUGGAAAAAUAGGAUCCAAAUUGCCAUUGAUAUUGCUAAUGCUUUGGAGUACCUUCAUUUCUAUUGUGACCCUCCAUUGUACCAUGGUGCCAUUAAGCCUAGCAAUGUCCUCUUGGACAAGAAUUACCUAGCAAAGCUUGCCGGUUGCGGUCUUGCACACUGCUCAAGUGUUGGUGAUACUAGUGUUAGUUCCACCCCAGUGAAUACCAAGAUCCAAACAACUCCUGGCUACGUAGACCCUGAGUACGUGGUGACCCAGGAGGUGACCCCGAAGAGCGACGUCUACAGCUACGGCGUCCUGCUGCUGGAGCUCGUGACGGGGAAGCCCGUGAUCCAGGACAACAAGAACCUCGUGGAGUGGUCCCGCGAGCUGAUCGGCACCGACUACCGGCUCCACGAGCUGGUCGACCCGGCGGUGGCCGACGCGUUCGACCUGGACGAGCUGCAGGUAGUGGCGGACGUGAUCCACUGGUGCACCCACAGGGACGGCGCCGCGCGGCCGUCGAUGAAGCAGGUGCUCCGGAUCCUGUACGAGCGGCUGGACCCGCUGUCCGGCCGGUUCGCGCGCGCCGUCGAGGGCGAGGAGGGGUACUACUACCACAGCGGCGGGCGGGUCAAGAGGAAGGCUGGUGUGGAGGAGCAGCAGCACCGGGGCGGCGACGUGAUCCAUUUCAGUGGCGAGGCGGCGCGGUCGUGGCUGCCGUCGUCGUCGAGCACGUCCAGGUCCCACUGCAGCCGCAGCGUGCUGCUGGAGUGCAACUCGCCGGAGCCGCAGUCCCCGGCCCACGGCCACGGCACGUUCUUGGUCUGAUGCGGCCCGUGCUGCUCCGUCCGUUGCGUCGACAAGUUCUGCAGGCCUGGAUGGUGCAGUGCCGGUUGCCAUUUUUGAAGAGACUAUUCAUGGUAGGGAUCCGUGCAUUGUUUCAUUCAUUGGUAUACGAGUGAUGCGGUGCAGAUCUGCAGGAUGCAGCGACAUCAGGCAGUGGCCCAGCUGUUGCCUGUGACUCUGCAAGAGAAUCAUGGAGCCAGAGUCAGGAAGGGGGUGAAAGAGACGCCACGCGUGGAGUGACUAGCUGCUGUUGUUCAGUUCCCGAGGUGUUGUUGGUCGGUUGUUGCUUCGUUGAUCGCUGCAUUGAUGCGCUUCGGGAACACGGCUACGCAUUCAAUUUGCGAAACUUGUUUUUUACUGGA